GAGAGAAACGACCCUUGAACUCUGAGGGCCGUCUGACGCGCACCGUUACUCAUUAAACACUAAACGCCACACCUCGCCUGGCCACUCCACCGCGUCUACGUUGAGGACCUCACCGCUCGAGUGAAUUCAGUGGGCGACGGGGUUUUUUUUGUGUUGGUGUGGGUUUUUUUGUUUUACAAAAAUCUCGACUCAGAGAGAGACGCGCAUCUCCAAAGCCUAUCUAUAGAUCUCUCAAGACUUGGCCAAAAAUAAUGACGGGCAUGCCACUUGCACUUAGGAUUUGUUUAUUAACCUGCCUUCUUCAUUUUGUCAAAGGUAACACUCCUCCAGUGUUUCAAGGUGAUGGGGUAUAUACAAUAAUUGAAGACACGCCAAUAGGUACCGAUGUAUUCACGGUGUUGGCACAAGAUGACGGUGUAAUUACGUACAGCCUCAGUGGGUCUGAAGCGACUCGUUACUUCACGAUCAAUAGUAUCACGGGAGUCGUGACUCUGAAGUCCACCAUAGAUCGUGAGGAAUAUGCUACCCCAGAAAAGAAUGAGCAGUUUACAGUUCAAGCCAUCAUUAAAGAUGUAGUUUAUACCGCUGACAGAAGAGUUCUGACAAUCAUCGUUUUGGAUGCCAAUGACAACAUUCCAGAGUUCAAGGGGCUUCCGUAUCAAAUUACUUUAGCAGAGAAAGAAUAUGUACAUGAAAAUUUUUUUAACGUCACCGCUGAAGAUAAAGAUGGUGGAAAUUUUGGCAGAGUUGGCUAUAAAAUGGAGGUUGUUCCGAACACAAACAUAUUCACAAUAGAUGCCAACAACGGAAGUAUCUUUAUUAAUGGAAGACUUGAUUACGCUGAAAACAUUGUCUAUCAGAUCAAGAUCAAUGCCUCGGACAAGGGAGACAUCCCGUUGAGUUCAGCUGCAAUUCUGAUCGUUAACGUUGAGGACCAGCCCAAUCUGCCGCCAGAAUUCAGAAAUGAAAUUUACCAAAAAAACAUAAUGGAGAACUCCCCUGUGGGCACCUUUGUUUUGUCUGUGACAGCUGUGGACGGAGACAAGGGCAUCAACAAUCGAAUUGAAUAUGAACUUAAAGGUGACAUGAACGGCAAUUUCAAGAUUAAUAAUGCAACUGGGGAAAUACAAACGGCCGCACGUAUUGACCGAGAAAACACCACCUACAUCCAGCCCGGUGAUACCAUCACAUUCUAUGUCCAGGCUUCCGAGGUACUCAAUGGCAACCAUACUGGUCCUUCCAACGCCACAGCUACAAUCAUAGUGACGGUGAUGGAUGAGAACGACAAUGAGCCCACGUUUUACCUGAAGACGGCCGACGAGCCCAUGGGCAGUAUUAGCAGCACGUUUGACGUGUACUUACCCGAACAGAGUUCAGCCGGGUCACCGAUCUCAAACCUCAACAUGUACAUAAGGGACCCCGAUAAGGGGGAGAAUGGCGAAGUUGUCCUUUCCAUAAACACAACAGUCUUUGAAAUCGUGCCCAACGUAACCAUAAAUGAAGGCCCUCUCACCAUCCGAGUCAAAACUAAAAGUCAGUUGGAUUAUGAAAAGAUCCAAGUGUUAUAUGUGCAGGUCACUGCCACAAAUGGUAACUUCACCACGACGGCCAUCGUGACUAUUAACCUCGUCGACAUUAACGACAACAGCCCAACAUUUUCUGACGAAAAUAUCUACGUCAAUGUGUCAGAGGGCGCAAGUAAUGGUGACUUUAUACAUAUAAUUGAAGCUACCGACAUCGACUCAGGAAGCUUUGGAGAAAUAUUGUUCAGCCUUUCUGGUGCAACAGAUGUGAGGGACACGUUCCAGGUGGACAAUGUGACGGGAGCGCUUAGCGUGCGUGACAAAAAGCAGCUUGACCGCGAGACGAAGCCUGUGUUCUACGCCAACGUCAUCGCCAUGGACGGUGGGGGCCGCGUCUCGAGCGUGCCCCUGCAGAUCAACGUGUUGGACGUCAAUGACAACAUUCCCCGGUUCCAGCAGAUGACCUACACGGCAUUCUACAAAGAGAACAUGGUCAACGAUCCCAUUUUAAUCCUGGCCACGGAUAAAGAUGAGGAAGGCACCCAGAACAGCAACAUCACGUACUCCAUCUUCGGAGGGGACGACUUCUCGAAUUUCACCAUCGACGCCGCCUCGGGAAAGCUGACCGUCAGCGGGCAUCUGGACGCAGAGUCCAUGGACCCGUCGCUGAAUGGGAUGUUCAACCUCACGGUGAUGGCACAGGAUCAGGGAAAUCCUCCGCUCAACUCCACCGUGUCGGUCGUCGUCAAGGUGGAGGAUUUGAAUGACGAAACUCCGGUCUUCACAAAGCCGGUGUACACUGCUUCCAUCCCAGAAGACGCAAUCGCAGGACAUUUUGUGGUGAGCGUUCACGCUCCGGACUCUGACGUCAGCCCCCCGAACAAUCGCGUCAGCUACAGCAUCUUCAGUGGGUCGCGAGGAAACUUCCUGAUCAGAGCUGUUCCGAUAGCCGACGGCUCUUUAGACUUCGUCGGCAACAUAUCAGUGGAUUCCGGCAACCAGCUCGACUACGAGGUAGACAAAAUCUACACGAUGGUGAUCGUGGCGACUGACUUGGGCUUCCCGGAGCGCAGCUCAAGCACCACUGUUACGGUCCUCAUCACAGACGUAAACGACGAGACUCCGGAAAUCAAGGAUUUGCCCCGCAGCGUCGAUGCCGUCGAGAACGGACGGCCUGGGGCGAUGGUGGCCAACGUGACUGGAUUUGACAAGGACACGGACGCGGACCUGAAGUUUUUCAUCAGCGACCACUCUUGCUACAAAGGAGUGAAUAGUGUCAACAAAUCGGAAUGCGCCAGGUGGUUUGAGAUCAACAGCACAUCUGGAACCGUCUACUAUGGUGACAUCGAGGUGGACUUUGAGAAGAUCACCAUGGAUCUCACUGUGGUCCUCAUUGAUCUUGCGACAGUGAAAAGCAGAAAUUUUACCUCUGGUGUACUCACAAUCAACAUUGUGGAUGCCAAUGACAAUGAUCCCAUUUUCCAAAUAAGACCUUCGACAGGUGUAAUCGUUGCAGAAAUUGCGAAUGAUAAAUACGUGUUUCCAGAAAUUUGGCAGGCGACAGACAGUGACGAGGGAGAAAACGCCAAGCUCAGGUUCAGUGUGACGAAGCUGCUGCUGGUUCAUUCCAACAACAUAUCGGAGGAGCAGGAUGUGAACAUAUUCUCCAUGGAGACCCAAGCGAGCGAAAACAACAACCAGUACACGGGCUCCAUGGGCAUAACAAGAGCCAUAAACCCUGCGCAGGACGGAAGGUACAUCAUCACCGUGACAGUGUCGGACAACGGGAGUCCUCAGCUUAGAGCAUCGACCGACUUCACCGCCUUCCUCAUCAGUGAGACGAACAAGGUAAAGCUGGAUUUCGAUGGUUCUGUACAAGAUAUUGAAGCAAAGAAAGGUCAAAUAUCCAUAAAUCUGCAGAAGACUGUGUACAACUCCAUUGUCGCAAUAACUGCCAUCAAACCAGCGUCUACGAAACAAACCCGCGAGGGAAGCGACAAGUCAGUUAUGGAGGUGUACUUCUACUUCAGCAAUGGGACAGCUGUGAGUCAAGAACGAGCGGUGAAAGUGAUACAGGACAGUGUGGGAACAGAGGCGGUGCAGAAACUCAUAGGCCUGGGAAUGACGGGUGUGGGUUCGGGUCCCACAUUUGAAGAUCCAAAUAUGGCGCAGUUAAGGCUGUUGGAGAUAUUGGUGAUCUCGCUGGCGGUGGUUCUCCUCCUCAUCCUGACUGUCAUGAUCACCAUCACAGUCUGCAUGCGCACGAGCUACCAGAGGAAACUCAAGUCCAUGACCGCGAUGAACCGCGCCAAGGAAGUGAAGAGCGCACCGGCGCAGAACGGAACCCAGGUUCCCGGCACGAACAUGCACGCCACGGAAAAAUCGAACCCGCUGUGGAACAGCCCCGUCUAUGAGCUUCCUGACCUUGGCUAUAUCGAGGAGAGUGACCCUGACAGGAAGAGCAUAAACUCUCUGGAUGAAAAUGUUCUUGAUGCAAGCGAUUUGCGGAUCGAAGAAACGGAAAUGAGUGUGAAGAAGGCGCCGCCAACGAAUUACAGCCCCAAGCACGGUGAGAGCGCCCAGCAGAACCUCCUGGGAGCCGCCCUCCAGCAGCGAGAAAAGGAUCGCAGUGCCCGCGACAUGAAAUUGCCCAACUUGCAGGGCGUCGACAACGAUGUUCUUGACACAACGGAUAUCUAACCGGAGCCUGCGGCGUGCCCCUUGCACACCAUCAGCUCGCAAGCUGCUGGCUCCCUCUCAAUCGUAUGGUCGCUAACAAAGUAUACACUGGUGCAGCCAUGUGGAGUUAUGGCGAGGGAUGUGGAAGUAACCAUGCAGAGAAAAAAAACCUCGUUCUUUGCAGAGCAACCUGUGGUUCCAGAAUCAGAAUCUUCAUUUGAACUGGAAGAAUCCGAUGAGCUAUGAAGCUCGUUUUCACCAAAACAACCUAUUAAAAGUAACGUUCGUGAUGAAUGUAGUUUACACAGGUUAACUGACAGAACAAAGUGGGUUUUUUAUUUCUUUAAGGCAACUCCAGGACUCCCAGCUUCUCUUAAGAUUACCAACCACGCAGUAAAACAUAUUCCAUACAUGCAUUCCCCUUCCACACAUAAUUUAAGGACAGCAUUCAAAGGGUUUAAUAGUCUAUUUCCACAUUAACAAAAAAAGCUCAACACAUUGAUCAAUAAUAAUGCCUUCAAAUGAACCAAAAUUAAACUAGGCGAUGUUUUUGGCACUUCACAUGAGACCAUUUGUAGAAUGAAUGGCUUGUUCACCUCAUAUUAAGGAUAAAACAAUAGCACAAAGAUAAACAAAACAUUUCCAAACGUUCUAUAUUUCUACUAAAGAGCAGCUGGUUCAUGCAACGGAGCCCGAUGUCGCAUUACGGACCUUGAUGGCAAUAUGAUUUUGGCGUUUCGGUGCUUGAACACAACGCUUAAUGAAUGGCACCGCUUCUGGUUAGGACAUCGCGGUACAGACGCGGCAGAUUGACAAUCAUUCUAAGCAAUUCCCACGACUUUUCUGAUUUUGUGGGAGGCCGGUCCGGUGGAUGGGCGUCUGCUCUCGAGAGCAAACGGAUCCGAGUUCAGUGCGUGCUCUGUAUUGCUCACUGCUCUGAGAAUCCUCAAAUUAUUUGCAGCGAAAAAUGACUUCUGGGUCAAAGUUCCUUUUGGAAUUGUUCAGGCAUGUGCUGGAUUAGUCUGUGCUAUGCACGUGGAGUUGACACGAGCAAAUAUAUUAUGCAUUCUGAGGAACAACUGUAGACGUUAAACUAAAGAUUGUGAUUUACUAGUUUUAACAAAACGAUAGCAAUAAAUUAUAGAUGUUUAGGACAAUGUAUGAUAGCACUUUAUGUAACUUUUUAAGGUUUACAAAGUAAUUGUAAAUCAAAAUACAUUUCAGGUACUCUUUUAAUGUUUUAAUUAUUAUUGUUAAUUUCACCUUUGCCAAUACAUAGCAACAGAAUAUUUGCGUUUAAUAUUGUAAUUGUCCACUGGUCUUUGCUAUUCCUCCGAUGUUACUGUAUUCUGUUUUUCAAAUGUUGUGUUUUCACAGCGGAGUUUUGUCAAAAUCAAACCUGAAUAUAUAUGUAAUGAGAGUUUCAUCGUAUUAAUAAAAAAAAAUUAAUCUUAUUACAAUCA
This is a messenger RNA of Lethenteron reissneri (Far Eastern brook lamprey), 5665 nucleotides long. RefSeq names its product cadherin-related family member 2-like. The record is from RefSeq and is a predicted model, not a curated record. Lineage: Eukaryota; Metazoa; Chordata; Hyperoartia; Petromyzontiformes; Petromyzontidae. Gene Ontology annotation, biological process: homophilic cell-cell adhesion. Gene Ontology annotation, cellular component: plasma membrane. Gene Ontology annotation, molecular function: calcium ion binding.